AUCGUUAAUAACAGUGACAAUAAAUCUUCACCUUCACGAUGACUACGUUAAGUGGAUUUAUAGAAUUCUUCCAGAAAGGCAAGACAUUUAGGCCGAAGAAAAAGUUUGCUCAUGGAACAUUGCGUUACUCUUUACACAAGCAAGCUCAAGCUUCUCUCAAUUCUGGAAUCAAUCUAAGAUCUGUUGUCACAUUGCCACCAGGAGAAGAUAUGAAUGAUUGGAUCGCCGUUCAUGUUGUAGACUUUUUCAAUAGAAUAAAUCUUAUAUAUGGCACUGUAUCCGAGUACUGCGAUUCAGCGUCUUGUCCAACAAUGAGUGGUGGAGCACGUUUUGAAUAUUUGUGGGCAGACGGUGAAAAAUAUAAAAAGCCUACAGCAUUACCAGCGCCUCAAUAUGUUACCCUUCUUAUGGAUUGGAUUGAAGCUCAAAUAAAUAACGAAACGGUUUUUCCAGUAUCAACAGAUGUGCCAUUUCCUAAAACGUUUGUGCCACUAUGUAGAAAAAUCUUGACGCGCCUUUUUAGAGUCUUUGUCCAUGUGUACAUCCAUCAUUUUGAUCGCAUUGUAGCAAUAGGAGCAGAAGCACACGUGAAUACAUGUUACAAGCAUUUCUACUAUUUUAUAACGGAAUUUGAUUUAAUCAAUUCUAAGGAAUUAGAGCCGUUAGCCGAAAUGACUUCUAAAGUUUGUAAGGAUAGUGUUUCUCCUACUCAAAGCACAGCACCAUCAACCAAUCAAGGCAGAUAGUUAUUUCGUAGUCAUAUUUGAUAAACUUGUUAAUUUCAAGUUAUAGUAGAAGAACAAACUUCC
Molecule: messenger RNA, 809 nt
Organism: Cyphomyrmex costatus
Lineage: Eukaryota; Metazoa; Arthropoda; Insecta; Hymenoptera; Formicidae
Gene: Mob3
Product: MOB kinase activator 3
Exons: 5
Coding region: 39-746 (235 amino acids)
Source: RefSeq, a predicted model, not a curated record